CUUUAGAUAUUCCUCAUUCGGUUUGUACCAACCGAGCUGUGAAGAACUCCAAACAUAGCUCAAGUUUAAAAACUGUUCUAUAACUCAAAAAUAAGUAGUGAAAAAAAGCCGUGAAAAUAAUUCAGUGCCUUCAACCCGCCUUGCACAAAAUGUCGAUCUUCGAACAUCCGGACCAGCUGAAGCUGCUGCAGGAUCUACUGAAUCCCAAUCAGAGGCGAGGCGGCAUUGACUACAGCAGCAGUGAGGAUGAGGACGAGUCCAUGGUGGUUCACAAGCUAAAUCCUGGGGGCAUUGGGCGUAGCAAGGAGCCAGAUUCCACCGGCAAGAGUAAAAAGAAACCCAAUCCUUUGGCGACUCCUUUGGUGGAGGAGGAAAAAAAGCAGCCGGAGAAUCUGGAAGAAUGGCAGGAGCAGCAGGAGCGCGAGGAUAACGAUAUACUGGAAACCCGCAAGAGCCCCGAGUAUACGAUGACCUAUCGCCAGGCAGUGGGCACCGAGGACGUCUUCUUGCAGAUGGGCAAUCGCACCGGCUCCUCUGCCAGCUGUGAAGAUCUUAUUCUGGAGAUUUCCCUGCCGGAUGAAGAAAUGGCCGCCGACAAAAUGUCGCUGAGCCUGCAAGAAACGGAAGUAGAUUUGGGUACUGGUUUAUACCGCCUCCGGUUGCCGCUUCCCCAUUCCGUCGAUGUUGACCGAUGUCAGGCGAAAUAUGACAGCGAGCUCAAGAAACUGCGGCUCACUUUGCGCCUGAAACGGGAGCUUGACUACGUUAAUUUUUAAAAACAUACAUUUUCAGUGCCGGUUGUCUCGUACACAUUAAUUACCCUAAAAAAAAAAUAUGAACGAAUAUCUGAUACACAUUAUUUACACUAACCUACUACACAUACUACUUCUGGGGAAAAGUCUUAAAAUGUUUGUGGAUGAAAAAAAAAAUAUAUGUAUCCAAAUUUUCUGUGCAA
This is a messenger RNA of Drosophila rhopaloa, 955 nucleotides long. RefSeq names its product dynein axonemal assembly factor 6 (gene Dnaaf6). The record is from RefSeq and is a predicted model, not a curated record. NCBI's taxonomy places the organism in Eukaryota, Metazoa, Arthropoda, Insecta, Diptera, Drosophilidae. Gene Ontology annotation, biological process: axonemal dynein complex assembly. The transcript is spliced from 3 exons. Gene Ontology annotation, molecular function: dynein intermediate chain binding; protein-folding chaperone binding. Bases 150 to 776 code for a protein of 208 amino acids. Gene Ontology annotation, cellular component: cytoplasm.